This is a messenger RNA of Jaminaea rosea, 651 nucleotides long. RefSeq lists its product as hypothetical. Gene Ontology annotation, cellular component: endoplasmic reticulum membrane; endoplasmic reticulum. The coding region runs from base 1 to 651 and encodes 216 amino acids. NCBI's taxonomy places the organism in Eukaryota, Fungi, Basidiomycota, Exobasidiomycetes, Microstromatales. Gene Ontology annotation, biological process: 'de novo' protein folding. The record is from RefSeq and is a predicted model, not a curated record. The transcript is spliced from 4 exons.
AUGAGCAGCGUCACCUCUCUCGCAGCAUGCGCGGUACUCGCCGUCGCGACGCUGGCCUCGACCGGCGCAGCGCAGGCGCAGAAUGUUACUGGUCUGACGGGGACGUGGGCGAGUGGGAGCGGCAAGGUCUUGACUGGGCUGGACUUCUUCAACCCAAUUGAGAAGAAUUUCACCAUUCCCACAUCAGGCGGUAUUUCUUACUCCUUCAUCGAGGAUCUGCCUACUGGUGGUCAUUUCGAGACGAGUCAAUUCCGCUUCACAUCUAAUCCCUCGUCAAAUCGCUGCUUCACGGCCGCUCUGACAUGGCAACACGGCACCUUCACCAACAACGCCAACGGGUCUCUCUCCCUCACCCCUUACGCUCCCGACGGCUACGUGCAAGUCAUGGACCCUUGCGCUGCGCAGAGUACCCAGAUUUACUCGUACAACCAAUUUGAGCUCAUCCCGCAGUGGUUCAAUUACCUCGAGUCGUCGACGGGCUACGCCAACAUCGCCGGAUCAGCGUAUGCGAUGAAGAUGUUUGAGGACGAUGGUACGGGCACUGCAGGGACGCCAAAAGCGAUCAUGUAUUUGAUCAACAGGCCGCCGACUAUGCUGCCUACCGUACAGCUGCAUGAGGAGGUGCUCAACUCGGUGGGAGCGUACGAUUGA